UCCUUCAACGAUUAUUUUCCAGGAAAAGAAAAGAAAGAGAGAAACCAAACACUGAUGGACGGGAAAGUACAAGGAAUAAAUGGCGUCUCUGCUGAAACCCCCAUCCCUCUUAUCACUCCAUACAAAUUGGGCAAGUUCCAGCUCUCUCACAGGGUUGUUCUAGCACCAUUAACUAGGCAGAGAUCUUGGAACAAUGUUCCUCAACCACAUGCUAUCUUACAUUACUCUCAAAGAACCAGCAAAGGGGGUCUUCUCAUAGCUGAAGCAACGGGAGUUUCGGACACUGCUCAAGGGUAUCCAGAUACACCAGGCAUAUGGACAAAAGAACAAGUUGAAGCUUGGAAACCUAUUGUAGAUGCUGUUCAUGCUAAAGGCGGUAUCUUUUUUUGUCAGAUUUGGCAUGUGGGGAGGGUUUCAAACACGGAUUUCCAGCCAAACGGGCAAGCUCCAAUCUCUUGUACAGACAAGCCCUUGACAAGCAAUGGCAUUGAUGUUGACCAGUUCUCACCUCCCCGGUCGCUAACAACAGAUGAAAUCCCUCGAGUUGUAAAGGAUUUUAGACUUGCUGCAAGGAACGCUAUUGAAGCUGGUAUGUGA
Vitis riparia (riverbank grape) is the source of this 597-nucleotide messenger RNA. Its product is annotated as putative 12-oxophytodienoate reductase 11. Lineage: Eukaryota; Viridiplantae; Streptophyta; Magnoliopsida; Vitales; Vitaceae. The transcript is spliced from 4 exons. The record is from RefSeq and is a predicted model, not a curated record. Bases 55 to 597 code for a protein of 180 amino acids. Gene Ontology annotation, molecular function: FMN binding; oxidoreductase activity.